Myripristis murdjan (pinecone soldierfish) is the source of this 2703-nucleotide messenger RNA. RefSeq names its product coiled-coil domain containing 14 (gene ccdc14). The record is from RefSeq and is a predicted model, not a curated record. The transcript has 12 exons. Lineage: Eukaryota; Metazoa; Chordata; Actinopteri; Holocentriformes; Holocentridae. Gene Ontology annotation, cellular component: centriolar satellite. The coding region runs from base 154 to 2346 and encodes 730 amino acids. Gene Ontology annotation, biological process: protein localization to centrosome.
GAAGAAGAAGUCCAAUUCAAACGGAACCGGCGGUUUGACGGUCGGAAAGUCUCAAAUACUGCCAUUAAAGUUUAAUUUCGCUGCACAAAAUAACUUUAUAAAUCUGUACAGACAGCUGGUUAACUCGGUGUGAGCGUCAACUUUCUCUGAGCUAUGAGAGGAACCGCCAAACACAAGGUGGUGUCAUCAGGCAGGCUGACAGGAGGGGUCAAAGGUCAGCCAGGCAGGAGCCGAGUGAGUCAGAAGCCUGCAGCCUGGAAGGAGCCGAGCUAUUCUCUCUACUCCACUGACUCUGAAGACCAGGUCACUACUAUCCAUAAUGGGCUGGAUCGCUGUGCUGCCUUGCUCAAUGGCAUCCUCCAGGCUGAGAGGGCAGAAGCCAAGCCAGGCCUUACAGGAAGGGUGGAGGGUGGAGCAGCCAAACCAAAAGUCUCAGUGGGGAGGAAGAUCACCAAAAAAACAGUUACAAAGAAAGCUCCAGCCCAGAAGAGCAGUUUGUCUUCCCAGGCCCACCCAGGUCUGACAGCCAGCCAGCAGUCCAGGCCACCUUUUCCAGCCGCCGUCCAGCGCAGAGCAGCCAGUCCAGCCGUCAGGAGGCCGGUCCCGUCCCCUGUGGCCACUGCAGAUCCUGGACGUCCAGCCAAGCAGCAUCCAAGAGCAAAACCUGAGCUCAUCCCACCUGACCUGGGGACAGGCGCUCACUUCAACACUCGACUGACUACCUCCACACCAACGCUGAGCCUCGAGCGACCUGUUUCACCCAGAACUGAACAUCCGGCAAACACCAACCCUCCAGGCCAGCAGCAGCUCUCAGCUCAGCCAGACGCACCAGAACAACACCGGCCUGAGAGUGAAGCCUCAGGAGCUUCAAAUCCUCAAGGAACCCCGACACUUGAACGCUGUGGCCACCGAGAGGCUACAAGUGCAGGAGCGGACGAGGAGGAGGAGCGCGUGCCUGUAAAAGACACCAAUCACCUGAACAUAUCUGACAAACAUCCACACACACAUGAAGGAGAUACAGACUCAAACACACAUUCCAGCCUGCAGUUGGAGCCUGGACAGCAGGACACACUCCGUCUGCACAGAGACGCUCCGGGUGCUGGUCGGGACGGGCGUGCUGCAGAGACGGAGGGGAAGGUGAAGGAAGUUCAGCACCUGCUAGGAGAACUGAAGGCUCGGAUUACAGGACAAGACGCAGCUCAGCUGCUCAGCGAUCUGGAGCAGACGGUUUCCCUGCUGCCGCUGGCGGCUGACCGUUCCAACAUCCAAGCUGAGGUAGCACUGAUGCUACAGCCGCUGUACAGCCAGAACACACAGCUGCGCAGGCGUUUGAGGAUCCUGAACCAGCAGUUACAGCAGAGAGAGAAGACAGAGAGAGAGAGCACGGACAGGCAAUGUGACUCAGAAGUGUGGACUAUGCAGGCAGAGCUCAGUGCUGCUCAGUCUCAGCUCCAGCAGCUCCAGGACGACGUCACAGAGCUGCGACAAGCCCUGCAGGACACACACCGGCAGCUGAGAGAGACAGAGGCAGAGAACACACUCAUCAAGACAGACUUGGAGACUGCUAGCAGGAGGCUGUUGGAGAGUGAGAGAGAGAGGAGUGAGGUGGCCUUGCUCGCCCAGCAGAGACUGGAAGAGAUACAAAACCUCAACAGGAUUCUGCAGACUCGUGUUUCAUCAGCCGUCACUGAAAGUUCGGCAACAUGCCCGCCACUGACGAAGCAGCUUCUUGACCAAUAUCAGCACAGACAGGAUCCCUCAGACCCCGCCCCCGACACGAUCAGCCAAUACCUGAUCUCGCUGGGUCAGGGUGGGUGUGUCCUUGCCGGUCGCUCAGAUGUGGAGCCCACAGUGAGUGUCGGUGAGACUGCUGGAGGGAGUGUGUGCACACUGGAGCAGGAGGGGAGUGUGUGUGCACCAGCAGAGAGAGAGGGAAAACAAUCAGAGCAACAGAAAUUGACUUUUAUCCCACAGAGAGAAACAAUGAUGUCACUGCAUCCUGAUAUGAGCUCUCAGCAAACAGACGGGCUUCCAGUCGCCUCAGAGGCCCCUAGCCAAAGUUUAGACGCCGUCUUUAAGCUCCUCCAAAAAUCAAAAUCUCUGGUCGGCCCUCACCUGGAAACACACGGCCAGUCGUCUGAAAGGCAGCUGGAAAAGGGCCAGCGGUUGUUAUUUGACUCCUCGCUCUCCCAGUGGGAAGUGGGAUCUGUGUUGUCUGACUGCAGCGCGGCGUCAGGCUCCACCUUCAACACCAGGGACGAGGUGGCGUUCAGGGACGGCCUGGCGGCGCUGGACGCCAGCAUCGCAAGUCUGCAGAGGACCAUAAAAAUGGACCUGGGGAGAUGACACAGACACGUAUUCAGCCUCAAAAUUUUUUAGUAAUCACGACACAAAUUAUAUCCUUUUUUCAUUUUUUUUUUAUGUUAAGUGUGCUUCAUUUAGGUUACUAGUGUCUGCUGCACUAGAGCACACACACUCACACUGUUUAAGGGCCUUGCUGAUUUUGUAUAAUUUAUCAUUUUUGUUUUAUCAAAGCUCUAUAAAUCUUGUUUUUGGUUUUUAAAUGUUAUAUCAUAUCUUUAUCUAUAUAAAUCUAUAUCUAUAUAUAUACUGUAUAAUGCUUAUCCUCUGAUGUCUGGUGUAGAUUGCAUUUUGUCUUUAUUUUUUUAAGGAUUUUAAUAAAUGAUAUUUAAGCCUUCCACA